Pseudogymnoascus verrucosus is the source of this 3699-nucleotide messenger RNA. RefSeq lists its product as uncharacterized. The transcript has 7 exons. Lineage: Eukaryota; Fungi; Ascomycota; Leotiomycetes; Thelebolales; Thelebolaceae. The record is from RefSeq and is a predicted model, not a curated record. The coding region runs from base 596 to 3340 and encodes 914 amino acids.
UGCUCGCCGCGCACACCACCACACCGCGCACCCCGCCCCGCACUCAUCACCCACCCACCACCACAGGACAGGACAGGCCAGGCCAGCCCGCGACGACACCUGCCCGUCGGUCGGGUCGGCGUGACUUUUGUUUCCUUUCUUUUCCCGCUUCUGUCUUUCCUCUCUUUUCUACCUUACACUUACACCUUUACUACAAUCUGCGAUCGAUCGAUCGACCUUUUGUCUCCACGAUCCUUACUACCGCGAUUCUUUGAUCUGCUGCUGGAUAUCCGCUCUUUCGCCUCUGGACUGCUGGGCCUGCCUCACCGAGGGAGGAGUACUACUACUAUUAUACCGUAUUGGGAAGUACAUACAUACGUACAGACGCACACCGAGGAUAUUCUUCACGUAUACUGUACUAUCUACCUCUCUUCCACGCAAACAAAUCCACGCCGGACAACACACACACAUACCACGCCGAACAACACGCAAACAAAUCCACGCCGAACGACACACGCCGAACACCACUCACCACACAUCACUCACACCGAACCACCACCCAUCAUCCAACUAACCCACCAAAUCAACGCCGUAUCUCACACCCAUCCACCACGCCAUGGUCACCACGGCGCGUCGUCGCGACCCCCGCGACGGCCGCACCCUGCGCAUAGUAGAUGAGUCCUUCUGGUCGCGGGAGCGGGACAUGCUAUCUUUGAGGCUGUCGCUGCUGCACGACUUUCUCUCUGCGAAAGGUCUUACAAGCGAUAUCCAGCUCCACGCCGAGGAGUGCAGAUAUCUAGAGUAUCAGAUCCAGAGUAUCCACGCCUCGCUCGCUCGCACUGGCGACGACACCGAAGCCCGGGACGCCCUCGACCACCGCCUCCAAUCCGAGCCCUCCACCGACCGCACCGAGCGCUUCAAAGACUGGCUCGCCAACAACCAAGAAUUCAAAACCCUCAUGCUCUCCCACCAGACCGAAGGCGCGCGGGAUGGGGACGCAGUGGACGGCGACGGAGCAGCAGCAGUUGUGGUGGGGGGGAAGUACAAGUGCUGUGAGUUGGGGUGUAAACAUUACGUUUAUGGGUUUGAGACUGUGGAGGCGCUGAGACGGCAUAUGGGACUGCAUGAGGAUGCGGAGGAGGCGAGGAGGGAGGAUGUGGUGAGGAGGAGGACGUCGGGGAUGAGUCUUGAGGAUGUUACUUCUGGGGGACUUGGGAGUAGGGAGGGCUCGAGUGAGGGGGAGAGGAUGGGGGUUAAUGGACGCAAGGGCAGUGUGGUGGGGAUGGGGAAUGGGAAUGGGUUUGGGGUGAUGCCGCCAAGUCCGUUUUCGAAGAGGACGUCGUUAUUGCCGACCCCGGAGGCGGAGGGGAGGAGGAGAGGGGGAGGGAGGUUGAGUUUGCCGGGGGGGCAAGGAGGGGUUGGGGGGGUGAGGACGGCGGGGCCGUGUUUGAGGUGUAAGGUUUUGAAGAAGAAGUGCGAUUGCCAGAACCCUUGUAAAGAGUGUCCGCAACAGGAUGUCAUGGCACCUGAUCUGUGGAAAGCACUGGGUUGUUUCCACGGCCCGCUGACGGAGAUGGUGAGGAAGUGCCUCCACGGCUUCGAACAACCCUCCCACCCCUCAACCGGGCCCCCCACCACCACCGACGUCUUCUGGGCCGCCGAGCUCGACUACCUCCUAGCCUCCCACCCCGGCUUCGUCUCCCUCGACGACGAGUUCUGGGACUCGCGCCACAAGCUGUCGUCCCUCAAUAGCGCGGAUAUCAUGGAUACGACGCCUGAUCUGACCGAUGCGGCGUAUAAGCGGUUACUGCAGGAGUAUGGGCCUGCAGUGGGGUUGUUGAAGACGACGGUGUUGGAUAGGGCGUAUUUGGGACGGACGGCUUAUAAUCCGUUUGCGCUGUUGAGGGUGGGGAGAGAUGCUAUGGAUGCUUGUAACGACCCCUCAAGCUGGCACCUCUACACCCUCGCCACCACCCUCCUCCUAACCUCCAUCCGCUACCGCCUCGCCCUCUCCUCUACCCCCCCCACCAACCCCCCCUCCCUCACAACCCCCCUAACAGCCUUCCUCCUCGCGUUCGACACCCGCUUCACGAACCGCAAAGAACUACCCCCCUCCGCCUGGCUCGCCGCCUUCCACAGCCUCUGUCUCUUCUCUAUCACCAAGACGCUCCUGAUCGACACCCCCGUCCCGCACCAAUCGUCCCCUCAUGACGCGGCGGCGAGAUUGGCGACCGCGCAUAAAAUUUUGGUGUCUGUGUUCGCGUGGUCUGCUAAGCUGUCUGCGUGGUGCCCGAAGGAGCCGCUUGAGCUCCGCGAUCCGCUUCUGAGGGACUGGUCGCGCGAUGCGAAUCCGGCUGUGCAACCACCUAUCCGUGAUGCGCUGGUGGCAACGCAGAGGCUGGUUAACCGCGACGGCUGGGCAAAGAGCUGUAUCCGCCACACCAAAGAUUUCCUUCUCGGUCUCGGGGCGGGGAAUGUAGAGGGCGGGUUCAAUGGGUUCCUCGCUAUGAGGUACGGUGGUGCUGAGGCGGGGUAUAGAGGCGGAGAUGGGUUUGCGCCGCCCGCGCAGAGGAGGAGAACGGAUAGUGGUGCUGUUGCGACGGAUAGUCCACCUGUUAAGUCGCCGUUGGCGGAGGAUGUGGGACCGACUACUACUACGACGACGACGACGACGAGUGCCACGCCCGGACGGAGAGCGCCGUUGCCGCCGUAUCCGCCUCCGGCUGCGUCGGCGGCGUGGAGGGUCGCGAGUCCGCCGAGUAGUGGGAAGAGUGAGGAGGAGAGGGAGAGGGAGUUGGCGAGUUAUUAUCGCAGGCCUCUUGCUGUUGGGGGUGUUGGGGAGGGAGGAGCGGGGGGAGGCGUAGUUACGGUUGCGGCGAGGAUGCCAUUACCCAGCGUAGCAGCGCGCGUUGGCAGUUCCGACGACGGACGCGGCGCAGCGGGUGGUAGUCCAGCGAGCUCAGUGGAUAAGCGACCCAAGAGGAGGGAGUUAAGCAAGGAGCAGCGCGAGCAUGCUGCUGCGGUGCGUAGGCUGGGGGCGUGCGGGGAGUGCAAGGCGAGGAAGGUGAAGUGUAGUCCUAGUCAUCAUCGGGGGAGUCCGGGGGUGGGGGGAGGGGGGAGGAGGAGUGGGAGUCCGGGGCCGACGAGCCCGAGGACGACGGGGUCGGGGGGGAGUAGUAGUAGUCCUGGCAGGGGGGGUGGGGGGAGUGUUGGGCCGAUUGUGAGGAAGAGGAAGUCUGAGAGUCCUGCACCGGUUAUGCAUAUGGGAAUGAGCAUGCUCGCGCGCCGCGCAAGUCCCGAUGCUGCAGAUGACGAUGAUGGUGUGGGCGGGGAAGUACUCGUUGUGGCUGUUGAGGAGUGAAAGAAGGCCGUGUAACAAUGACACGAACCGUCGUAUGGAGGAGGAGUUGGUUGCUUCACUGUUCUGCCAAUUAUGGCUUGGCUUUCGGCGCCGUGUGUGUUGUGUUGAGCUUACCGCUAGCGUUAGCGAUGCAUUAUGAUGAUGAUGAUAUAGAUGCGUGGAAGGGGGUGUAUGAGCCACGUCACGGCCACAGAUGAGGUGUUACGAUACGUUUUAGCUUUAUUAGCUAGGUCUUGCUAUUUGCUCUAUGCCUUGCGAUGAUGGGCUUGGGAGCGCAAUUUGGGGGGGGAUACAGGGCGAGGAGAGGGAUAGCCAGCCAAAGCAGACCCAAAAUAACGAAUAAAUACAUUCCAAACAUG